AUGGCUCAGUCUCACGAGAAUCUAGCAGCUAAGAUUCAAGCUGAUGUUGAGAACCCACUACGGCAAUAUCCUACCACGAGUCGUGAGCUUCAGCAGAUGGGCAAUGUCUCAGGCAAUCUAUCCGCCAUCGCAAAAGAGCUAGCGAACGCGCAGAAAAAGGCACAAAAGCUGGACGCGAAGGGCGGAAGUAAAGCUGAGGAUGCAAAGUCCAGCGUUGACGAUGCGACCUCACAAUGGGAGUCUCAGGCACCUUUCGUGUUUGAGCAACUGCAAGCUCUGGAUGAAGCCCGAGUGAAUCAUCUCCGGGACGUCCUUACACAAUUUCAAACACAUGAGCUUGAUGCGAUUGAGCGAGGAAGAGUCAGUGCCGAGUCCUGUUUGAACGCCUUGCUCAACGUGGAAACGGCCGAUGAGAUCAAGACUUUUGCAACUCGAGCUAAGAGCCAGACUGGAUCUGCUACAGCUCGUCGGGAAUCGACGCUUGGACCUUCAAGGCCAGCAGGAACAAACAUACCACCUACACCGCCCCCUCCAAGAAGUAUGGAUCAUCGUGGCAGCGCGGCUUCCACUCAAGAUCAUUUAGCCCCUUUGCCUGAAGCCCCGAGGGAGAAGAAAUUGAGCGGCUUGAAAAGGUUGGGAACAGUCAUGGGUAGAAGGAAAAAUGCUGCUCCACCCCCACCUCCAUCGGCUGAAAAGAAGAAGGAAAGAACACGAUCAUUUGUACCUUUUCGACGUCAAGAGUCCUCCCGCAGCUUUUCUGACCUUGAGACUACUGGUCAGGACUUGACCCAAACUGCAUCACGAGAUGAUCGAGCUAGCAGCCGGCACGAUAGCGAAAGACCUCCGCAGACACAAGAGAGCCUGAUAACUGACACGUCAAGUCCGGCACCAACAAAUGGUGUCAACACGAGGCAUGCCGAAAGGGAAGCACCACUUCCACAGAUAGCUGUCUUACAGCCCCAGAAUGCAGAGCUACCUGCUAUAUCUCCUUCUUCGCCAACAGUUGAGGCUAACAGACGUAGCUUCCAGCCAGAUCCUUUUGCUCAAACCUCAGACGUCACCUCGCCUGCGGAAGAGUCAGCACGAAAUUUCGAAAUCAAGGAUCAGCCCAUACCAGAAGAUGCAAGUGCUGCUCAGCUAGCCAUGAACAACAUUCAGAAUCAGCUUCGUAUGCAGGCUCAAACAUCUGGCUUGAAUAGGAAUCAGGCCAGCGUACGAGGAAGACGCGAUGUGAGGAAUACAAUGUUCUUCCCUGGUCAGCAACCUGGACUCCCCUCUCCAGCCACUCCGGAUCUAGGAUCUCCCUCUACACCAGCAUCGACCCUGACUAUGCCAACCACAGCUACCAGCAGCACACCCGCCACUACAGCAACGGAUACACCCUCGGAUGUCUUGACUCCGAUCAAGCGCUCACUAGGAAGUGGUACAAUUCCCGAAGACGCUUCGCAUGCUGUCUCAGACUCCCAAUCAAUCCAUUCUGCCCAUAGUAUGGCAGGACUAGCUCACCACACAGAUUUGCACGAGUCUGGGUUGAACGCCUCGCUGGUAGAAACAGUCAAUACCUGGUUCUCCGAUGAAGGAGUGACCAGGUCUUUCGUCGUCGGUGAGGUUGCACUAGCUUACAAUCGCACUGAGACAACAAGCAGCAGUCAAGAAGUUGUCCGAUUACAGAAUUUCCAUCAGCUCGAGAAAUGUGCCCAGAACCCUCAAUUUGUGACGACAUCAUCAGGCGACCAUCAGCCAGGCACGUACAACGUCGCCCUAUCCUCAAUUUCGAGGUCGAUGCCGACAAUCGCAUUCAAAUAUCAAUUACAUAUGAAUGAGGCAAACUUGAGCGCGGCUUCUCCUUUACUUGUCACUCAAGCGUGGCAAAUCAUUGAAGGUCAAGCCAGUGUCAUCCUUCUGUACAGUCUAAACCCAGCUUUCGGAGCUGUAGCUAUUUCAGGCACUUCGCCCAUACCACCUCCCCAGGAGUUAAUCCUCAAGAACGUCAACAUCACGGUGAAUCUGGAUGUAAAAUCAACAACAGGCGAAACGUCUGCACCAAAAGCAGUUGGGGCGCAGAUGAUGCCGGUACAACACGCACAAUUCAAGAAGCGGUCCAGCUCUGUGGUCUGGAAAUUUCCUGAACUCCUUGUCAAGCCUACACAAGAACGACUGCUGGUUAGGUUCAUGGUUGAGAACAACGGUCUUGCAAAAAGAGGUGGGGUUGAUGUCAAGUUUGAGGCUCACAAUAUGCUUGCUUCCGCUCUUGGUGUCGAAAGACUGGCCAGUGGUGGAGAAGCAGCAACGCCUGCUGCAGAUCCUUUCGCUGACGAGGUUGAGGCAAGAAAGAGUGCGGAAGGAGGACAGAGAUGGGAGGAUGUGCAGAGUAGGAAAGUGCUUGUUAGUGGGAAAUAUAGUGCUAUGUAG
Messenger RNA from Lithohypha guttulata, 2412 nucleotides. RefSeq names its product Suppressor of Profilin deletion (gene SYP1). NCBI's taxonomy places the organism in Eukaryota, Fungi, Ascomycota, Eurotiomycetes, Chaetothyriales, Trichomeriaceae. The transcript has 2 exons. The record is from RefSeq and is a predicted model, not a curated record. Bases 1 to 2412 code for a protein of 803 amino acids.